UGCCUCAUGGUAGGGUUUCCAGGCGAUCCAUAACGGCCUCCGUUUGUUCUAUAUAGGGUAGCCAAGUGAAUCCGAUCAAUUGACCUCGAGACUUCGUUUUCUGAGGAACGCUAGAGGUUCCCUGUCGGCCGAGAUGCCCACGUACAAGAUCAGGGGGGUCGAUGUGGACUUUCCCUUCGACGCUUACGAUUGCCAGAUUGUUUACAUGGAGAAGGUCAUCCGAUCUUUGCAGGAGGGAUGCAAUGCUUUGUUGGAAAGCCCUACAGGAACUGGAAAAACAUUAUGCCUUUUGUGUGCCACACUGGCUUGGAGGAAGACUUUUGGUGAUUUUCUGACUAGUGCAAAUGAAGAAAGGAGCAACUUCUCUUUGAGUCACUCCUCUGGUAGUCAAUCAGCGGAGAAUGGGCAAACUAAUUACCCUGCCAUCAUAUAUACUUCAAGGACUCACAGCCAGCUUAAGCAAGUAAUACGAGAACUUAAAACAAGCAAUUACAGGCCAAAGAUGGCAGUUUUAGGGUCUCGUGAACAGAUGUGCAUCCAUGAUGAGGUGCGUUUGCUACGAGGUAGAGCGCAAAACAAUGCUUGCCAUUAUCUUUGCAAAAAGCGGUUAUGCCCUCAUCAACCUGGAGUUUCUGAGUACAUGAAGAAACAUCAUGAACUUGGAAAUGAGCCUUUUGACAUCGAAGACUUGGUUAAUACUGGGAGAACCAUGGGGCUAUGCCCAUAUUACAUAUCUAGAGAGCUUCACAAGGUUGUUGAUAUUCUGUUUGCCCCUUACAACUAUCUUAUUGAUCCUGGAAACCGGCGAUCUUUAUCAGGCAUUCAGUGGAACAAUGCAGUUCUUAUAUUUGAUGAAGCACAUAACCUGGAGAGUAUAUGUGCUGAUGCAGCUUCAUUCGACUUGCCUUCUGGUUACCUCACUGCUUGCAUUUCUGAAGCAAAACAAUGUGUUGACUUGUGUAUUAAAAGGAGGGUAAUUGAAAAAUCAGCUGAUAAAGAGUUUGACCCAGAAAAUUAUGCUAUUCUCAGAGCUCUUCUACUGAAGCUUGAAACACGUAUUGCUGAGGUGGCUAUUGAGUCCAGAGAAUUGGGUUUCACUCGACCUGGAGACUACAUUUAUGAGUUUCUUUCUGAUCUGAACAUCACAUAUGAGACAGCAAAUAUGCUUAUUGAUACGAUUGACAAUGCUGCUCUGCUUCUUGAGGAGGGGAAUACGUCUGGGGCCGGAACAGGAAUCAAAAUGAAGGGGGCAGUCUGCAGGUUAGAGAGCAUCAGGAAUAUGCUUAAUAUUAUCUUCCGAGAUGGUGGGAAGGAUCAUGCAAAAUUUUAUCGUUUUCAUGUGCAGGAAUCUCAACUAAGCAUUACAGAUUCUCUAAAAGGAAAGGUGUCAAGAACACUUAGUUGGUGGUGUUUUAACCCAGGGCUUGCCAUGCAACAGUUUGAAAGGUUGGGUGUAUGCUCUAUCAUACUGACAUCUGGCACUUUGUCUCCUCUAGACUCGUUUGCCUUGGAGCUGAACUUAGAAUUUCCAGUCAGGUUGGAGAAUCCCCAUGUUAUAACUCCUAAUCAAGUGUGGGUUGGAGUUGUGCCAAGUGGUCCAUCUAGUCAACCAUUUAAUUCUUCAUACAAAAAUCGUGAUUCUCUAGAAUAUAAGCAAGAACUUGGUAAUUCUAUAGUUAAUUUUGCUCGCAUAGUGCCGGAUGGCUUACUUGUAUUCUUCCCUUCAUAUUAUAUGAUGGAUCAGUGCAUUGAAUGCUGGAAAGACAUGGGUCACGCAAGCUCAAGCGAUUUUAGCACAAUCUGGGAAAGAAUUUCCAAAUACAAACAACCUAUUAUAGAGCCCAAACAAUCAUCACUUUUUCCACGUGCAAUUGAGGACUUUGAGUCAAAAAUACGUGAUAAUACCACUUCAGGGGCCAUAUUUUUUGCAGUUUGUCGUGGCAAAGUUAGUGAAGGUCUUGAUUUUGCUGACCGGGCUGGGAGAGCUGUGGUAGUUACUGGCCUGCCUUUUUCUACAAAGACUGAUCCCAAGGUUCGUCUCAAGCGUGAUUACUUGGAUCACUAUGCUACAUCGCAAAAGAAACAAUCUAAGGUUCUCACUGGCGAGGAGUGGUAUGUCCAGCAAGCUGCAAGGGCUGUGAAUCAGGCUGUUGGCCGUGUCAUUAGACAUUGUCAUGAUUAUGGAGCAAUUGUUUUCUGCGAUGAAAGGUUUGCUCAACAAAAUUGGCAGUGUCAAAUGUCAUACUGGCUCCGUCCUCAUAUCAAGUGCUAUCCCAAGUUUGGGGAUGUAGUUUUCACAUUGACUAGAUUCUUUCGAGACAAAGACUUUUGCGACUUGAAACCAAAACUAGCUAAAAGCUGCACUAAGGAGCAAAUGUUCGUGGCAGAGAAAUCUUUGAUGCCUCUGGAGAAGACCUUGUCAUUGAAGUCUAUCACCUCCUUGGCGCCUAAUACUGAACAUUGCUCCAGAAAGUCACUGUCAUCUGUGCUCUCAACUAACACAAGUAGUGGUUUUGAUCAUUUGGGGCAAAUAGUUCCCGCCAACCGUUCAUCGGUUUCUAAUGAACUUGGGUUCUGCUCGACCUUGCAACGUUCAGUAAAUCACUUCUGCCAUAAGAAGAGAUUACCAUUCAAGGAAGGAAUAUCUAAAAAUAUUCAGUAUCAGGAUACUGUAGUGAUUGAUUUGGCAAAUGAUACAUCAUCGAGUGAACAAGCAUGUGAGGUUGCAUUUGCAGCUACUUCUGCAAAAAGGCCUAAAACAUUGGAACCGGUUGAUAAUGUUGAAUGUCAAAAAGAUACAGAUUCAAAGUGGCCUGCAGAUUUUGGGAGUUCUACCAGUGUUAGGCUGACGCAACAUGUUCACGCUGUGAAAGAAACUUUUCAGCAACCAACAUCACAUAAGGAGAAGCAUAAUACCUCUAUACCUUGUACUGAUAAAACUAGUGGUUCUGCUUUUCUAAUGCAGGUUCAAGAAAAGCUUACUGUUGCAGAAUAUAAGGAGUUUGUGGGCUUCAUGAAGGCAUUAAAAUCCAAAACAAUGAAAAUUACACCUUUGCUGGAGUCCAUUGCAAAGUUAUUUUCAAGUCCUGGGAGAUUUUCUCUUCUCGAGAGGUUCAAGGAUUUUGUUCCUGCAAAAUAUCAUCCCAUUUAUGAGCAGCUUCUUAGAGUUCAUGGCACGAACAAUGAUGUAUGAAUUGAAUCCAGUGCUUUAAUACAACAAGCUUCUGGAACUAUCCACAUAUCUGCAUUAUUGUACAUGUGCAUUGUGCAACUUCAAAUUGUGUAUUCUAUCCUAUUUAAGCACCCUUGCUGAAUCAUUAUGGCUAGAUGCAGAAUAUUUAUUGUCUCAAAGCUUUUUUUGAUGAAUCAAGUGUCUCUUUAUUAUGCAAUCGGUGCUCAUUCAAGAGUGAAACAUGAGCCAAAUAUUAGCAUCUAGUGAGAGGUUCACACUUCAUCGGGGAUCUUUUGCAGCUAAUAUUAUGUGCCACGAGGAAGUCCGUGGGUCUUGAGUUAUCGACAAACCUGAUCCUUCUAUUCAUCGAAUGUGUCAGUGUUUAUUUUCUUUAAACAUUGUCCCCGGGAGGAGUCACUCUUUGUUGUACAGCGGAUGAGCAGCAUAAUUAAAUCUAGCUGAUGAUGGGCUUUACUAUACUGUAAGCCAGACAAUUGGUCUAUCUGCCUGUUCUGUUCAAACGUGAGAAGGCAGUUUGGGUUAGACGAGACAACGGUUGACUAGGCCUAAAGUAGAGGAUAUCGAUAAGCUGUGCUAAAUUAUCUGUGAGAGUUGCAAUGCCACUUCAUAUGAGUGUAAAUCUAGAGACACCCGUGGAUCUUGGUGAUAAUUCCAAGCCUAUCGGUUCUGCAGAUUGUUCUUAGAGAUCCGGAAGUGGUGUAUGGGUUUCUUCAUUGGAAAACUUUGUUACUCGCAUCAUUACCCCUUUUUUUCAAAACA
This is a messenger RNA of Musa acuminata subsp. malaccensis (wild Malaysian banana), 3952 nucleotides long. The record is from RefSeq and is a predicted model, not a curated record. Lineage: Eukaryota; Viridiplantae; Streptophyta; Magnoliopsida; Zingiberales; Musaceae.